CACCAUGUUGCCGACCACCGCGCCGCACAGCAACGGCGCCCCCGGCUCCAGAGACGCAGCGCGCCACACGGCGGGCGCCAAACGCUACAAGUACCUGAGGCGGCUGCUGCAUUUUGGACAGAUGGACUUUGAUUUUGCCAUGUGGCAGAUGCUGUACUUGUUCACUUCGCCACAGAGGGUCUACCGCAACUUCCACUACAGGAAACAGACCAAGGACCAGUGGGCCAGGGACGACCCUGCGUUCCUGGUGCUGCUCAGCAUCUGGCUGUGUGUGUCAACAUUAGGCUUUGGUCUGGUGCUGGACAUGGGUGUCCUGGAAACUCUGAAACUGCUGCUCUGGGUGGUUUUUGUCGACUGUAUAGGAGUUGGUCUGCUCAUAUCGACCCUCAUGUGGUUUAUCAGCAACAAGUACCUUCUAAAGCAACCCAGCAGAAAUUUAGAUGUUGAGUGGGGCUACGCGUUUGAUGUUCACCUCAAUGCUUUCUACCCACUGUUACUCAUCCUGCACUUUCUGCAGCUCUUCUUCAUCAACCAUCUUGUGGUGAUAAACUCAGAAUGGUUCCUGGGAUACUUUGUCGGCAACACUUUGUGGCUCAUCGCCAUCGGUUAUUAUCUCUACAUCACCUUCUUAGGGUACAAUGCCCUUCCCUUCCUGCAGAACACGGUGGUGCUGCUCUACCCCUUCGCUCUGCUCGGCCUCUUCUACGUCCUCUCCAUCUCUCUGGGCUGGAACUUCACCCAGAGCCUCUGCUCAUUCUACAAAUUCAGAGUCAAGUAAAACCAGUUUGCCCUUCAAACUGGACACGAGACAUCUUCAUGCCGACAAGCCAUCAAAAUCAGUUUUGGGGACAUCAAAUUUAUUUCCAGCGGCUGUCGGCCAACAUCCGGUGGAGAGAGACUAUGGAAACUGGGAUCUCUAGGUUGAGGUGCGCUGACUCACACUUGAUUUUCUGUUUGGAUCUCAUGAUGACCUGCAGCUGAAGAGUGGAGUGUUUGGACUAGUUGCAGAAACAACGGGACAGAAGAGACGGAUCUUUUAUCGUUGUUCUUUUUGUAUGAUUUGUAAAUAGUUCUCUGGCAGGUUGUAAUAUAUACACAGUGUUGUUUCUGAAAAGUUGAAAUUUGCUUUGUUUCUUUGAGUUUUGGUUAAAAAAAAAAAAACAGAACAAAUUGAAAUCCCGACUAUGAAUGGAGGAGAAGAAAGUGGAGGAAUGUGGGAUGAAAACUUUUUUUUCCUUUUCUUUUUCUCUUGAAGUGUACAUUCCAGAGCACUUUCAAUAAAAGGUUUUAUUAAUUUA
Pleuronectes platessa (European plaice) is the source of this 1298-nucleotide messenger RNA. It is a transcript of the gene unc50, whose product is annotated as unc-50 homolog (C. elegans). NCBI's taxonomy places the organism in Eukaryota, Metazoa, Chordata, Actinopteri, Pleuronectiformes, Pleuronectidae. Gene Ontology annotation, cellular component: Golgi membrane. The transcript has 5 exons. The coding region runs from base 5 to 778 and encodes 257 amino acids. The record is from RefSeq and is a predicted model, not a curated record.